AUGUCUUCUCCUCAGACUCCGUUCGAGGACUCCGGCCACGGUGCACAUGCCACCGGCAUUCGUGGCUUGCUACGCGGUUUCUCCAAGCGCAGGCCAGAAAGCCGACAGGAUACAAAUGCGGGAGAGAUGCGAGAGAGGAGCUGGGCACUCCCGAAGGAGGGGGAGUGUAAGAACUGGAGUCUGGAGGAACUCCAGCAGGAGUACGAAAUCCUGCGACGAAAGUACAAGGAAGCUGACCAGUUCUAUCUGGACAAGGCUAAAAUCACCGAGAGAAAGGUGACAGUGCACUCUGAGAACGUGGCAAACCAGUGCCGCGAAUGGGUGCAUGACUGCAAGAAGACUUUGCAGUCUCUGGAGGGUGAUCUCAAACUGAUCAUCAACAAGAAAAAUGUCAAGGGAGUGAUUACACAAGCCUAUAAGCAUCCGACCGAGGCCGAUGUGAAUCAGGCACUGAAGCAGAUCGAUGACGCCGACAAGCGUAUUAGAGCACUUCAGAGCGAGAUUAGAGGUUAUGUCGAUGCUCUUCGACAGUGGCUGGACAAGGAGCCUGGCUUUUAA
Molecule: messenger RNA, 558 nt
Organism: Fusarium tjaetaba
Lineage: Eukaryota; Fungi; Ascomycota; Sordariomycetes; Hypocreales; Nectriaceae
Exons: 1
Coding region: 1-558 (185 amino acids)
Source: RefSeq, a predicted model, not a curated record